Messenger RNA from Hordeum vulgare subsp. vulgare (domesticated barley), 1693 nucleotides. RefSeq lists its product as uncharacterized. The transcript is spliced from 3 exons. NCBI's taxonomy places the organism in Eukaryota, Viridiplantae, Streptophyta, Magnoliopsida, Poales, Poaceae. The coding region runs from base 267 to 1121 and encodes 284 amino acids. The record is from RefSeq and is a predicted model, not a curated record.
CGCGCUCUGGGCGUGGGCCAGGCCGAGCAAACGGCCCGCAAGCCCACCUUGUGCCCAAGGCCCGGUACCACGACGGUUUCAGCUACCUUGAAAUACCCCGCCUUGGCGCCCAACGGCCUCCGCCUCUCCUUCCCCCACCGUCUCGCCGGAGCCCCAAGAAACCAAGAACCCACCAUCCCCACCUCCGUCUCGCCUUCCUCUUCUCCCUCAACCGCCCCGCCGCCCACCUCCUCUGCUCUCCGGCGGUCCGGCCCCGGCGGCGACCGAUGGACCAGUUCCACGACGGGCAGCACGUGCGGCUGCGGAGCCGCGUGCUCGGCAAGUACCUCCACGCCGACGGCGACGUCCGCAGCGUCUCCCUCCGCGAGCGCCGCGCCUCGCUGAACCAGGCGUGGACGGUGCACAUCUACAACGGGGACGGCGUGUACCUGCUCCUCCACAGCGCCACCUACGGCCGCUACCUCGCCACCACGGCCAGGCGGGCGCCGCGGGGCCGCCGCGGCUUCCGCGUCGGUAUGAGCGACUACGACCAGCCGGAGGUGCAGGCCAUCAUGUGGCGGGCCGUCAGGUCCGGCUUCGGGGACGACGUCCUGCUCCGCGACUCAGGCCACCGCCACCUCCGCGCCAACGGCAAGUACCGCACCUGGAACACCGGCGUCACCGUCGAAGCCAGCCGCAGCGUCAGCUCCAUGAUGUACUGGAUCGUUGAGCCCAUCCCCGCCACAGAGGGCGUGCCUGGCUUCCCAGGCCCGAUUCAGAGCCCCCCGCCGACGAUUUUCUGGCCCGAGAUAGUGAUGUGGCGGCAGAUCCGGUACAUGGUGUCGGAGCCCGACGGCCCCGUCUACUCCCGGUACUGCUGGUCCACGUUCCAGUUCAGGGGGAGGUCCGUGUUCCACCUGAGGAACGAGAUGGCCAGGCGCACCCGCUUCAUCCUGGAAGGCCGUCAACCCUUCGACCUCGUAAUGUGCGUCCGAGCGGGCCGCCACGGGCGUCUGACCCCGCUCUUCGUCGACCUGCCCCGCGGCGACCAAUUACCGACCUUCUGGAUUGUCGUGUUCCUGUCCGGGACCCCAGCCUACAAUGCGCUGCGAUACCCGAAUGUUGACGCAGAGGCAGAGUAGAGCAAGACCAGAGCAGGAGUCCUGUCAGCUCACCUCUUCUGAAGUUUCGCCACCUCGGGCACAAUGACAUCAGAACUGGGCGCCUACUUUUGCAUGCAGAUAGAUAUAUAGGUUCAGAAAACUCAGCUGCUCUUAUGCUUCUUCUGCUAGCUAAACUUGCUCCGAUCUCCUGACAGGACAGGGAGAACCCCUGUCGGCCUGUUUUGGCCUCUCGUUCGUUUUGGAUGAUGGAUGGAUGCAUUUUGCGUUAAUGGAGAAUGCAGUGGUUCUUGCACUAAGAUGAUAGUCCUGUAUUUCUUUAGAUGGUGCAUUUCAUAUAUACAACAAAUGCAGUGGUUCUUGCAGCUGCGAUAUUGUUUUUCGUUGCGCCCAUUUUCAUUUUGUUUUUCAGUGUAAGGGUUCUUGAAAUGAGUCUAUGAUCCUGCAAUUUUUUUUGACGAUGUAUUUUGCUUGAGUGAAAAUGCAUUCUGCACUGUGUUCUUUUACACUAUGCAGUCGUUAUGAAUGAAAAAUGUAGCUGGUUUUUUCUGUGAGCUGGUGCUCGUAUAUAAUAAAAGUGCAGUUGGUUCUGC